AAAUCCGUUUAGUACAAAAGGUUACAAGUCUAGAAUCGAUUUUUGUAAUUUUUUUAGUAUAUAUGACAUUGGUUUGACUGUGUUACAAAGUCAAAGUAAAAUCCCAAAAAAAGAAAGAGGAAUAUUUUGGUUCUGAGAAAAGACAUAAAAAAAACAAUAGAGAAACCUUGUAAAAUCCCGCCAAAAUUUUCACAGAACCCCUAAAAAAGUUUGAGUGUUGCCGCCAUCCAUAGAUUUAUUCCACCAUCUUCAUCUCUGGAAAUCCUUCGCCGCCGCGAGAAUUGACAUUGUUUUGAUUGCAUAUAAAUCUCCGCAACAGUAUGGUACGUUUUGUUUAGAUCUACGGUUUUGUUAUCAUCCGUUAAUUCGGCGACAUCAGCAACGAUUUGCUUCAUCCACAAACCGAAUAGAUGUCAAAGUGAAGCGAGGAGACCCGCCGAUUCGACAUGUACGGGAGAAAAGGGUAUCAGCUUAUCAAAGAUUUUGCCACCGGAGAGAAGGGUCAGCUCAAACCUUUCAACGUAAGACUUCAAGCUCCCACCUUUAUGACACUAAAUCUCUCAAUUUAUACAGGCUAUUGAAAUUUUUGAGUAUCUGUAAUCUAACGUAUAUCAAUCUUGCAAGUUUGGCCAGUAGGUUUUGAUUAUAGGUGACGGAAUGUUAGCAAAUUUCCAGUCCUGGGUUGAUAAUAUCCAAUUCUGUAAUUAGAAAGUAUUAUCUUGGUUAGCUAUGAGGUAGAUUAGUUCUUUAACCUCUUGUAUUUCUAACAGAGCAAACUCUUUGAUGAAACAAUCGAAGAGUGUGACCAGAAUCACCAUCUUAUCCAGUCCUUGAUAAGGAAAAUGCAACAAGAAGGUUUGGAUGUUCAGAACAACAGAAACGCUGACCACUAUGGAGCACUAAUUCACCACCUUGCUUUGAUCCGGAACAAGCGCUGCCUCAUGGCUUAUGUGUACAACCGAGCAGAAAUUGUGCGUGAUUUGGCAUGGAGAGUAGGGCUUGAACUUCUCGACCUUCCCUCUGAAAUCCAAGAGAAGCUCACUACACUAGAGAAGGAAUACUUCAAAAACCAUUCGGUUGCUCUAAAAUCAUACAUGGGAAAAGUAGGAAUCGAGUUGAAUGUCGAUAUGGUCCCUCCUAAAGAUCCUUAUAUCAAGGUCAGAAUUUUGGAUGAUAUUGAUGAAGGAAUCGUGCUGAGUGACAAAACAACAAAUUUUGCCCGUCAUUCUAUGCAUUUCCUCAAACGUACUGAUGCGGAACCAUACAUUGCUCGGGGCCAAAUGGAGGAGCUGACAGGAUGAUUGAUCUAAUCAGAAGCUGUGGUGGGCUCAGAUGAAUCACGGUCGGGUCUGUGAUCAAAGAAUGUAAGCUUACUUAGCCUUGUAUAAUUGUAAGACAGGAACAUGAAACCAGAAACCUCAUACUCAAACUCAUGUAACAAUUAUUUAUCUUACAAAGUUACUUCUGUAGUGCAUAACAUUCACUAGCAAUAAUGCAGUUUUGACAAGCUCAAAAUUACCUUUUUUCCAAUGGACAAUCUUUCAAGGCUUCAAUACUCAGUCUUUUUGUUACUUGCUGGCUUUUCACUAUAGAAGUGAACCUGCAGCUAAAAAGAUAAGAAUCUGCCACAAAUGCUGCAGAAAAAUGAGAAUAUGUCAUCUACAAAACAUACCUCAAGAUUAGCUUGUAAGAUCUGAAUAGUGAUGAGGCAUUUACUCGAACGAUGAUCAUUGUCACAUCUCUGAUUAAUGUAAACGAUAAACGGAUUUUUGAUGUUUCCAUAUAGUUUGAUAUUGUCUCUUUCCUUAGGCGUUUUCAAAACCAUAAACAUAGGUGAAUG
This is a messenger RNA of Arabidopsis thaliana (thale cress), 1840 nucleotides long. It is a transcript of the gene PSF1, whose product is annotated as partner of SLD five 1. Bases 843 to 1301 code for a protein of 152 amino acids. Gene Ontology annotation, cellular component: nucleus; GINS complex. The record is from RefSeq and is marked reviewed. The transcript has 6 exons. Lineage: Eukaryota; Viridiplantae; Streptophyta; Magnoliopsida; Brassicales; Brassicaceae. Gene Ontology annotation, biological process: DNA replication.